Molecule: messenger RNA, 4224 nt
Organism: Aaosphaeria arxii CBS 175.79
Lineage: Eukaryota; Fungi; Ascomycota; Dothideomycetes; Pleosporales
Product: AAA-domain-containing protein
Exons: 2
Coding region: 123-3866 (1247 amino acids)
Biological process (GO): protein import into peroxisome matrix
Cellular component (GO): peroxisome; peroxisomal membrane; cytosol
Molecular function (GO): ATP binding; ATP hydrolysis activity
Source: RefSeq, a predicted model, not a curated record
AGCUCUGACAUGGCACUUUCAGCACUGGCCUAUUGUCUACCUCGGCUUGCGGGAUCCCUGAAUAAUAGCAACCGUGAAGCAUGCCAUUGUGUCGCCCACCAUUCUUCCUCUUGUAAAUCAUCAUGGCGCCGGCCGCGAAGAAACCAGCUGGACAGAUUGUUCAAGCUGAGGUCGUUCUACAACACACUCUCAAGAAUUGUCUUGUCAACCUUCCCGCAUCAUUAGUUUCCGUCCUCGUCAACGCAAAUGCCAUUGCACAGAAUGUCAUAGUAGAGCUUCUCUAUCGCCAACCACCCCCCUCCGGCGUUUCUGAAUCCAGGAGUCCCUCGGCCCAGAAAUCGGUGUUCUUAGGAUGGACGGGGAUGCAAAGCAAGCGCAGACUUGCACCUGUUGUAGGUCGAGAUGGACUGAGCGGUACCCGAGGAGGGCCGUCUGGAAGAGAUCAAGAUAUUCAAUGCGUCGAAGUGGAUGCGACCUUCGCGCGUUUGAUAGGGCUUAAUGAGGGGCACAAGGUGGGAAUAGCAUUACAUUUGGAUCCACCGCAAGCGCAUACGAUCAAUAUUGAACCUCUUACGCCUGUGGAUUGGGAGAUGAUUGAGUUGCAUGCUCAAUUCCUAGAAUUGAACUUUCAGUCUCAGAUUCGCGCGCUGCCAAAUCCCCAGGCUGGCUCUCCACACCCUCUGACGCUCCACCUGUCUCCUACGACUACCGCCAACAUCACUGUAACCUCGGUUACACCUCCGCCCGCAACGAUGUCCCCUUUUGUCAAGCUAGCGCCCGAUGCAGAGGUUAUCGUAGCCCCCAAAACACGGCAAAAACAAGUCAGUAGCUCCGGCAAGGAAAGUCGAAGUGUUGGUGGAGCUUCAAGAAAAAGCGGGAAGAGUACUGCCAGCACUGUCAGACGACGCAGUGGCAAAGAUGAAAACCCAAGACGGGGAGCAGUUUUCCUUCGCGGUGUUGACCGCAGUAUUGCUACAGAAUGGUUCGACGAAGAGGAGGAGAGUAAUGCCGAGGGCCUUAAGGUUUGGGUGGACAAAGACCUUCUCCUUACGAAGGCUCUUCGUGGUGUCACUUGGGUGUCCGUUGCGAUCAUCAAACCAGCCGGAUUGCAGGAGCCAGUGGACAUGUCGAAAGAGCAGGAUCAAGAAAAAUCUGCUGUACAGGUCGUCGCUAAAUUGGGUGUCUGGGACGAUGCCCCAGACAGUCGUCAUGUUGCACUUUCCGCGGAUCUUUGUAAAGUGUUAGGGUCACAGGGUUUUGUAGGUGGGUUAGUCCGCCUCGAAGGAGCACCUAGCCAGACCUCGAAACCUCCAACACUGAAGCAGAGCGAUUCGGGCGCAAAAGGAGACGGGAAGUCUUCCUUUGUAAAGACAAUUCGCAUUCUACCAUUUUCAUUGAUUGGUGCCAACGCGAACUCGCAGCUCAAAUUUGGAGGCGAGUCGAAUCAAGAGCGUGAAGAGGCGAUCAAGCGCAUCAAGACAAUAUACGGAAUGCGAAAUGGCUUGUUGGAUGGGCCCGUCUCCGAUGGCAUGGUUCUUCCUGCCCCCAAGGAACCAAUUGCUGGCUGGCAAGGUGGCAUCCUCCGAUUUGAGCCACCCCAAUCGCAGUCAGGAGUUUCCUGGAUCUUAUUCCCUGAACGCAAACCAACAGUGGAGCUAGGGGCCGAAAUUUCUAAGCCAUCUAAUCUCACAAAAAGCUGGCAGCAAGGCGACCCUUUGCCAGAAACUCCUGCCACAUUGGUCGGAAUCGACUCUUUGCUAAAGCAAUUGAGGUCUCAUCUGACUCACAAUUCCUCUGUACUACUAUCAGGUGGGCUAGGUGCAGGCAAGUCGGCAUGUGCUCAGCUUAUAGCACACCAACUGCGAACAGAAUUUCUCUUCAACACGAUCUAUUUCCCCUGUCGCAAGCUGGUCACAGAUGAAACAAGGGUUUCCACCAUCAAAGAGACCCUCAAUCGCCUGUUCGCUUCCGCCUCCUGGGGUGCCCGCUCAGGAGGUAAAGCGGUUGUCAUUCUAGAUGACCUGGAUAAACUUUGUCCUGUCGAAACAGAGUUACAGGUUGGGAAUGAGAAUGGCCGCAGUCGUCACGUCAGUGAAUGUAUCAUAUCAAUUGUUCGCCAAUACUGUUCCAUGGAUUCUGGAGUAGUUGUACUAGCUACUGCGCAAGGCAAGGAGUCCCUGAACAAUGUUCUUGUCGGAGGCCACAUCGUUCGAGAGAUUGUCAGCUUGAAAGCCCCGAACAAAGACGGACGCAGAAAGGUACUAGAAAAGCUUGCGCGCCAGGAUGAGAAAUCGCAAUCACCAUCUCAUCAAAAGCUGAAUGGCGCUUCUACUGGACAUGCAUUCCCCCCCUCGCCAUCCUCGAGUCGACCGAGCACAAGCCAUCGAAGUCAGCCAAGCGGAGGUAGCAUUCAGCACGAUCUCGAUGCUGAUGAAGAUGGAUUUAUUGUCGAUAGCGCGAUUGACUUUCUAGACCUUGCUGGGCACACUGAUGGCUACAUGCCUGGCGACCUUGUCUUACUGACGUCGCGUGCUCGUAAUGAAGCGUUGAUUCGAUCUGUUGGCGAGUCCUCUAACUCAUCCACGGUCUACCUAACCAAAGACGACUAUACUUCAGCCCUUUCGGGCUUUACCCCAGCAUCCCUCCGCAACGUUACCUUACAAUCAUCAACGACGACUUGGGCCUCCAUUGGAGGUCUCACAGAGACUCGGCAGAUUCUUCUCGAAACCCUUCAGUACCCCACGACAUAUGCGCCUAUCUUCGCCCAAUGUCCUUUACGCCUUCGUUCCGGUCUUCUCCUUUAUGGCUAUCCUGGAUGCGGCAAGACUCUACUUGCUUCGGCUGUGGCAGGUGAAUGUGGUUUGAACUUCAUAUCUGUGAAAGGUCCAGAGAUUUUGAACAAAUACAUCGGUGCCUCCGAGAAGUCGGUGCGUGACCUAUUCGAGCGCGCCGAAGCAGCUCGGCCAUGCGUGCUCUUCUUCGAUGAAUUCGACAGUAUCGCACCGAAACGUGGCCACGAUUCUACCGGUGUCACGGAUCGUGUGGUCAAUCAGUUACUCACCCAAAUGGAUGGUGCCGAGGGCUUGAGUGGUGUCUAUGUCCUCGCCGCCACCAGCCGGCCGGAUCUCAUCGAUCCUGCGCUUCUUCGACCUGGCCGUUUGGACAAGAGUCUAAUCUGCGACAUGCCAGAUCUAGAAGAGCGCAUAGAUAUACUCAAAGCUGUCACAGCAAAGGUAAAUCUCGCACCAUCUUUGAUGGACACAAGCGACGCAGGCCAGAAUUUACGAGCAAUCGCCCGGCGGACGGAGGGAUUUUCAGGCGCCGAUAUCCAAGCAGUUGUAUAUAAUGCACAGCUCGAAGCUAUCCACGAUGUUCUGGGAGAUAUCGAGUUCGAGGACCCUACGAAGAGCGGUUCAAAGAAGAAAGAUGAAUCGAAUGGCCACAGCAAUUCGAGCAAAGAAAGCCGUAUCCCUAGCUUCACUCAUUUCCGCUACGGCGACGACUUGGAUAAGCCUACAUCUGAAAAGCCCAUUCCUUCGUCCGCACUCAGCGAGCGCGCGUUGAUCGCUCAGAAGAUCGCGGCCCUCCAAGCGGUCCGCAAGAAACAGAAACUGUUGCAACAGCAACAGCGACCUGGCAGUCAAGGCAAGGAGAAUGAAGAAAUCAAAGAGGAGAAGGAGAAUCAAGAACCUGAAAUUCAAUGGAAGCACAUCGAAAGCUCUUUGGCCACUACCAGGAGCUCCAUCUCCACGCAAGAGCGCCGGAGAUUGGAAGGAAUAUACCAAGAAUUCGUCUCUGGCAGAAACGGAGACUUGCCAAACGGACAGGGCGGAACUGAGAUAGGAGGGCGGACUAGCUUAAUGUAGAUUUGGACUGUAUCUGUAUAUUUGAUAGUUUUGAGAAUUGUACUUUUACAUAACAUAUCCAAUGCCAUUCAUGGAUAUAGAAGCGAUUAGACGAACAAAAUUUCACAGGUGAAUCCAGAAAGAAGACGUUUGUGAAUGUUUUGAUUUAUGUCAGAUAAUGCAUUUCCAAAUGCUGCAAUCAAUUCCCGGUCCUGCAAUGAUAGAGUUUUUGCGAAGAAGACUACCCGGAAUACAACAUAUCCAAUGGCGACGCCAUAAUAACGACAAGAUUCAUGCAGGUUUGACGAUUACGUCUGUUCGCCGCCGCCGUUUAGAAUACAAACAACCCCAUCGUCAAUCCGUUCGUUUCCCUCCUAAU